AUGUUCGAUCAGCCCGCGACGUCCAACCCACUCCCGACCAAUUAUUCAACGACCAGUCGCGCCCUUAAGAGUACAGCCCCUUCAUCCCGGAAUCAGACCCGUCCGGGAACACCUCGAGACGACACGGAGACGUUUCCUCUUCCCUUGAUCGAUGUCGACGACCAUAUCGACUUAGAUGUAGACGUGGAUACGUAUGAAUGGCGGGAAGAUCGUACGCGAGACCGGCUGCAUCACCCGUCGUCGACUCGACCGGGGAGCGCGAGCGGUAGUCUCGAUGGCAAUAUCAACGUAAACGUCGAAGAGAGAUCGGGGUUGGAUGGGAUGGCCAGUCUGGCGGAGAGAGCAAAGGGGGUCAGCUAUCUUGGUCUCUCGUCCGGCGCGACAUUCCUCAAUGCCAUUCGCCGACUAUCACGGGUCCAGCUCAACAACACGACGUCUGCCCCGACCGAGAACGUGAUGGUCGACGAUUCGUUAGCGAGGGUUGAGCGCCAGAUACAAGGUUUCGACCGCACAGCAGCUUCUUCAACCAGACUCGCCAAUCCUAGUAGUAGUGGUCAGCGAGAAAAGUAUCUACAGCUACCGCCCCAUGCGGAAAUCCUGCCACUCGUCGAUUCGUACUUUCGCCACUUUCACCACCUCACGCCAAUCGUACAUGAGCCGACGAUUCGGGCGCAAGUAUGGGGUGCGAUCCCCGUUCCGGACACCGCCGGGUCUCGCUUACUGCUAUACAUGGUGUUCGCCAUGGGUGCAUUCGAUCUCGCCAGAUCGCCCUCGGAUCCGGACGGCAGAAAGUACUAUGAGAUCGCGAGGCAGGCGAUGAGCAGCGAGCUACUGGAGCAGGGAUCUUUGCAGCUCGUGCAGGGGAUCGGUGUCAUGGCCAACUAUCUUCAGAGGAGCAAUCGGCCGAACAUGGGAUUCAUCUAUCUAGGCCUCGCCAUACGUAUGGCCACCGCGCUGGGCCUACACAUACCGCCCUCAGGGUUGAAGCAAACGAUCCUGCAACACGAAACUAGAAAGCGAGUAUGGGCGUGCUUGAUCGCUUGUGAGGCGGGGUGCUCGGUGACUUUCGGUCGGCCAUUCGGUUUGGGCACGUCACACUUGAUCCCGAUGGCACUGCCUCUGAACAUCAACGAUGAGCAGAUCACGGUGACGUCGGAGGAUAUGCCGCCUGAAUCCUCGGAGAUCACCCUAUACACUUCGCUCAUCGCGCAAGCUCACAUGGCCAAGACGACCAGCUCGAUCCACGAUUCCAUUCUGUGUGCUCAUCCAGCGCCAUCGCUCAAACGGAUCCAGCGCUAUGAUGCCAGCAUACUCGAGGCGUUCCACGAAUUGCCAGUAGCCUUCCAGCACCCAGACCCGAACAGCGCUUGGUAUCACGCUUGUUCGAUCACGUUGUGGCGAAUUCGAGACUUUCGUGCCAUCCUCUACCGGCCGGUGCUGCUAGCUGCGGCUUGGGACGCUAGACGACAGAAACAGCUGUCUUCCGGUGUCAAAGAAGCCAUCAAUAUAUGUCGCACUUUGGCGCUUGAAAAUCUGAACGAGAUUGGGUACUGUAUGCGGAACGACGAAUCUCGACAACGCGGGCUGGAAUGGUACACACUGUUCUUCGCCUUUCAGAGCGCAUUGACACUCCUAUUAUCGGUGGUGUGGGAACCCCGCCACGCGGAAUCGCUGCUAUGGCGGGAUGUUCUGCUCAACACCGCUCAGGCAUUCAGAAACUUGCGCAGCGUCCAAGCACUUGGCAACGCUUGUGCCGGAAUCAUCGAAAGUAUCGUCGAGUCAGCGCCACCUCACCCCGGUCCAAGCAGUGUCGACAGCGGGCAGACAUCCCUAAACUUUACCGAUGAUACUUUUAAUCAGUCUGGAAGCAUACUCGAUGUAGAUAGGUAUUGGUGA
Filobasidium floriforme is the source of this 1896-nucleotide messenger RNA. RefSeq names its product fungal-specific transcription factor domain-containing protein. Gene Ontology annotation, biological process: positive regulation of transcription from RNA polymerase II promoter by galactose; DNA-templated transcription. Gene Ontology annotation, molecular function: zinc ion binding; RNA polymerase II cis-regulatory region sequence-specific DNA binding; DNA-binding transcription factor activity, RNA polymerase II-specific. The coding region runs from base 1 to 1896 and encodes 631 amino acids. Lineage: Eukaryota; Fungi; Basidiomycota; Tremellomycetes; Filobasidiales; Filobasidiaceae. The record is from RefSeq and is a predicted model, not a curated record. Gene Ontology annotation, cellular component: nucleus. The transcript is spliced from 10 exons.